Molecule: messenger RNA, 1721 nt
Organism: Athalia rosae (coleseed sawfly)
Lineage: Eukaryota; Metazoa; Arthropoda; Insecta; Hymenoptera; Athaliidae
Gene: Prp31
Product: U4/U6 small nuclear ribonucleoprotein Prp31
Exons: 8
Coding region: 174-1643 (489 amino acids)
Biological process (GO): spliceosomal tri-snRNP complex assembly; mRNA splicing, via spliceosome
Cellular component (GO): U4/U6 x U5 tri-snRNP complex; U4 snRNP; precatalytic spliceosome
Source: RefSeq, a predicted model, not a curated record
ACCUCAACGAUAAUACUACCGCUUUUCAUAGUCUGAACCAAACUGAUCUAAACGUGAUCAUGGUCCAAAUUGGUCCAAACAUGCACAGAAAUUAGUGAAAUCGGUGGUCUGCGAUGAAGUUUAUAAAGUGAUUGAUAACGCGAAACUCCAAGUGUUUUGAUUAAAUAUCAAAUAUGUCUUUGGCGGACGAGCUACUGGCCGAUUUAGAGGAAAAUGAUGAUGCAGAUAAGUUUAUGGAAGAGGCAGAACCGGAGUUUAUUCCACCUGCAGUUACCAGACCGAUUGAGGAAGAUAUAAAAGUUGCUUCCGUUAGAGAAUUGGCAAAGCUUCGGGACUCACCACAAUUGCAAAAAGUCAUAUCUCUCAUAGACAGCUAUGGCAAGAUACCCAGGAAAUCAUCUGAUAUUAUUGGACCUGUUGAGUCUGAUCCAGAAUAUCAGCUUAUUGUAGAAGCAAAUAAUAUUGCUGUUGAUAUUGAUGAUGAAAUUGCUAUCAUUCAUCGGUUUACAAGGGACAAAUAUUCCAAAAGAUUUCCAGAACUGGAAUCACUGGUUGUUGGCCCUUUGGAAUAUGUGAUGACAGUUCGUGAAUUAGGAAAUGAUUUAGAUAAAGCUAAGAACAACGAAACUUUACAGCAGUUCUUGACCCAGGCUACUAUCAUGGUAGUCUCAGUAACUGCCUCCACAACUCAAGGACAACUUAUGACCGAUGAGGAAAAAGACGCCAUUUGUGAAGCUUGUGAUAUGGCUGUAGAAUUGAAUAAUUGCAAAUUGAAGAUCUUUGAAUACGUUGAAAGUAGAAUGGCUUUCAUAGCACCAAAUCUUUCCAUAAUUGUUGGAGCAUCAACAGCAGCAAAAAUUAUGGGUAUUGCUGGUGGCUUGACAAAGUUGUCCAAGAUGCCAGCCUGCAAUCUUUUAGUUCUGGGUUCUCAGAAGAAAACUUUGUCUGGAUUUUCUCAAGUAGCUGCUCUACCGCACGCGGGCUUUAUAUACUAUUCAGAAAUAGUGCAGGAUAAUCCUUUGGAUUUACGUAGAAAAGCUGCAAGGCUUGUUGCUACAAAAAGUAUGCUAGCAGCAAGAGUCGAUGCUUGUCACGAAAGUACCGAUGGUCAUAUUGGUCAAAUGCUCCGAGAUGAGAUAGAAAAGAAGUUAGAUAAGCUGCAAGAACCACCUCCUGUGAAAUUCGUCAAGCCUUUACCCAAACCGAUUGAUCCAGGCAGGAAGAAGCGCGGAGGUAAACGAGUUCGAAAAAUGAAAGAGCGUUACGCUAUUACCGAGUUCCGGAAACACGCUAAUCGCAUGAACUUUGCCGAUAUUGAAAAUGAUGCGUAUCAAGAGGACUUGGGUUACUCUCGAGGAACCAUCGGCAAAACGGGUACAGGCCGCAUAAGGUUGCCACAAAUUGACGAGAAAACGAAGGUUCGGAUAUCGAAAACUCUUCAGAAAAAUUUACAGAAGCAGCAGCAAUGGGGGGGCAGUACUACAGUGAAAAAACAAGUAUCCGGUACAGCUUCAAGUGUCGCAUUUACACCACUACAGGGUCUGGAGAUUGUGAAUCCCCAAGCAGCGGAAAAAAGAGUAAAUGAGGCGAACGCGAAGUAUUUUUCAAAUACUGCUGGUUUUUUGAAAAUAAAAAAACCGUAAUAUCCUAUCUCGUAAGUAUCCAACUAUGAAUUUAUUAUGUAUUUGUAAAAAUCAAUAAACAUCUAUUUUACAUGCGAA